Messenger RNA from Eimeria mitis, 1353 nucleotides. RefSeq names its product TPR domain-containing protein, putative. Gene Ontology annotation, molecular function: protein binding. NCBI's taxonomy places the organism in Eukaryota, Apicomplexa, Conoidasida, Eucoccidiorida, Eimeriidae. The record is from RefSeq and is a predicted model, not a curated record.
AUGCAAAGCAGCUUCAAGGAGGGGGACUUCGCGGGCGCCAGUGCUGCAUACACCCGGAUGAUUGAUGCAUGCAAAGCAGCAGCAGCAACAGCAGCAACAGCAGCAACAGCAGCAUCAACAGCAGCAGGAAGCUCAUCACCCGAGGAUGCAGAGUUUAAGUCUUUGCUAGCAGCAGCAUACUGCAACAGAUCUAUGUGCCGCCUGAAGCAGCAAGACGCAGAUGCAGCAGCAGCAGACAGUGCUGCUGCUCUGCUGCUGCAGCCGAAUUAUAAUAAAGCUUUAUAUAGACACUCAACAGCUCUUAUGCUGCUGGGGGACUAUGCAGGUGCUGGUCGUUCUGUGCAUCGGUUGCUGCAGCUGGAGCCAAAGAACAAAGAAGCAGCAGCAACCGACCCUUCUGAUACUACCAAUGCUGCUGCUGAUGGUGCUACUACUGCUCCAGCAGAUGCAAAAACAACAGCAGCAGCAACAGCAGCAGAUGCAGCAGCAGCAGCAGCAGCAGCAGCAGCGCCUGUCCCAGCAGUAGUGGAGGCAGCUGGGUGGGCGUUGCUGUCUUCGUUGGUGCAGUACAACCCUCUGAGUGCCUCAGACUCUCCCAGCAGCAGCAGCAGCAGCAGCAGCAGCAGGGGUGAUAUGCUGCUGCAGCUGAAUAAACCCUUGUCUUUGCCUGUCUCCAUACAGCUCUGCCGCGACGCGCUGCGGCGUUGUCUCUCUUCUGAGGACUUGCUGCAGUCGUUCCGGCGGCUGCUGCGGCAGGGGUUGCUGCCGCCCCCCCCAGAUCACUUUGCUGCUGUGCUGCAGUCUCCUCCCAGCAGCAGCAGCAGCAGCAGCAGCAGCAGCAGCAGCAGCAGCGGGGGCAGGGGGAGGAAAGGGGUUGAGGAUAGUAACUGGCGGGGUCUGAGUGCUGUGUUUUUGCUGCGUUUGUUUGGCUGUAUAAAACAAUGUGAAGCAGAGACGUUUGAGCAUGAUGUCUCCUUUUUGGAGACAGUUGCUGCUGCUGUAGAUUGUUAUAAUGUUGCUGCUGUUGCUGCUGCAGCACUGCAUGCAGUUGCUGCUGCAGCAGAUGCAAGGAGACGUUUAGGCCUCAAAGCAAAAGCACUCGCGCUAAGACACGGCAUAGAAAAAUGUCUAGAAGCAGCAUUGGGGCUCUUGUCUGCAGCAGCAGACAGCAGCAGCAGCAGCAGCAGCAGCAGCAGCAGCAGCAGCAGGGGGGGAGAGGGAGAAGAGGAGGAAGCACUGGAGCGAAGCGUGGAGGUUGCUGUUGUCUCUCUUUUGCGUUUGUUAGGAGACAAAGAAAGAGCAGAAGGAGACGAAGCGUGGAGGUUGCUGUUGUCUCUCUUUUGCGUUUGUUAG